Messenger RNA from Penicillium verhagenii, 237 nucleotides. RefSeq lists its product as uncharacterized. The coding region runs from base 1 to 237 and encodes 78 amino acids. The transcript has 2 exons. The record is from RefSeq and is a predicted model, not a curated record. NCBI's taxonomy places the organism in Eukaryota, Fungi, Ascomycota, Eurotiomycetes, Eurotiales, Aspergillaceae.
AUGUCCGCUGAUCACGUACUAGACAAGAAAGGUGAGACCAUCACGCAAGGGGACUACGUUCUCAUCAAGUCUCCAGGGGGUCAUCGGGAGGGUGAGGUUGACAAGAUCGUCACCGAUGAGACGGAAGCCCAAGCUGAAAGGGUCGUAGACCCGCCCAAGGCAAGUACCACUCUUCUCAGUUUCAGUUCCAGUCUCAGUUGCAUCGCGGGGCAUGAUCUGAUUACCAUCUCCUCGUAG